Molecule: messenger RNA, 768 nt
Organism: Penicillium alfredii
Lineage: Eukaryota; Fungi; Ascomycota; Eurotiomycetes; Eurotiales; Aspergillaceae
Exons: 2
Coding region: 1-768 (255 amino acids)
Source: RefSeq, a predicted model, not a curated record
AUGCCGGCGCUUCAUCUUGCCCUCUAUGCCCUCUGGGGCAGUGCGCUGGUCUUCGCCAUCGUUGAACUGGGUCUCACGGCCUAUGUCACCACUUUCUGGGGUUCCCGCCAAACCGUCACCUGGAAUCCGGCCAGAAGUUAUCUGUAUCCAAAGAUUCGCUCUAGCACCCCGGCCAUUCUCAUCUUUAUACUUUUCGCUGCAUGCUGGACCAUCCUGGCCAUGAUCGCCUGCCUGGUGCUGCCAUGGCUCUCUACGCGGAAGGGUGUCGUGAGCUCAAAGCUGAACAAAACACUCGCGGCCAUUUUCGUAGCCAUCUACCUUGUCACAAUUGUGUUUUGGUUGGCCGCCUUCGCCGACAUCGCAAAUAUGCUCAACGGCAAUAUCAACUCGUUUGAUUACUUGGAUGCCAUCAUUGCGUUCGCCGUGCUCCUUUGGCUGGUCUUCUUCACGCUGUUGGUUUUGACCAUUCUGGCAUUAUGUGGUGUGCUGGCGUCGGAUUUGGCGGGGUAUCAGUCGUUCAAAAAGCCUCAAGCUACCGAUGUGCCGCAUGAGAGUGCCAGUGCACCUGCUCGUGAUGUGCCUAUGAGUACGACUCCGGUGGCUCCAUCGGAGCUGUCGACUCAUGAUGCUGAGGCUUUGCAUAAUCAGCCACACAGCCAGGCACAUAGCACUUCCUCGCCCUCGGCCAUUGCCAGUGCCGAGCUCAGUGGCGAGAGCGUCCAGCACUACCAUGCUCAUGAGCGGCCUGUCGGCCAGUCAUGGUCAUAA